Cyprinus carpio (common carp) is the source of this 2090-nucleotide messenger RNA. RefSeq names its product parathyroid hormone-like. The transcript has 3 exons. Lineage: Eukaryota; Metazoa; Chordata; Actinopteri; Cypriniformes; Cyprinidae. The record is from RefSeq and is a predicted model, not a curated record. The coding region runs from base 1252 to 1632 and encodes 126 amino acids.
GCUGUAAAUACAAAAAUACUUGCCAGACCUGGUUCUAUUCAAUUUCAUUAUUUUCUAUUCUACUCUAAUACUUUGCACAUUGUACAUAUUUCCUAUAUUUAUACUAUGCAUCACAGCUGUAAACAGAACUGUUCAGAACUAUUCUAUUCUUUCAGUCUUUCACUCUUUCAAAUGUCUAACAAUUUUUUUUUUUUUCAAAAAAAGCAAAUCCUGUUGCAUUUGAUUUUGAUGUGCUACAUCAGAAAAAAAUGUAAUUGCUAUAAAGUCACAUUUCACAAAUUGUUUUAUAAAAUACUGUUAUAAGAUCUUAAAACAUUUUUAGAACCAAUAUUUAAUGCUAAUACCCCCUUUUUGUGACUAGGCUGUUUCACCUGUCAUCAGAUGCCGUCAGAUGCCAGCUAUUAAUAUAUAAUGCCAUUCGUUUUAGUCAUCAAAUGUUGUAUUCAGUCAAACCAUGUAAUUAACAUUUUACCAGUCAAUAAACCUUGAGAAAAACUAAAAAUAACCACAUGGUGGCACUUAAUAUAGAUUAGGUACUCAAACACACUCUCUGUGUAAUGACAUCUCCAUUCCUUGGCUACAUUUAGAAAACUUCACUCAUAGUUACCUAAUCUGUAAUCCAGUGGCCAUAAAAGAAGGACAGAGCCGUCCACCUCCCUGGGUGCCCCUUUGGACACCUUUGAGUCUAGCAGGUUCUUUGGCUGGAUUACCACCUGAUAGAGAAAACAUGCAGCUGCUAUUUGAAAUUUAUGAAUGUGUACUUUUCUGUACAGUUUUAGAGGAAAUCUAGAUGGAUGCAAUAGUUAUUUCAGAAAUGUUAUACACACACACACACCCAUGGAAAAACAAGCUUAUAAACAGGGUUGUUUAUACAAAAAAUAUAUAAUAUUCUAUCAAUAUUUACAAUUUAUGCAGCCUUUCCUGAUGUUCUUGGCCAAACACGUAGCUCAUAAUAAAAUCAUACAGAAGCACAGGCAGCAAACAAUUUAUUUAUUUUCAUUCUCUAUUAACAUUUUCUCCUUUGGAAUUAAAAGCUUUUUGGAGUAGGCUAUUUUAUAUUUUAUUUGUUUAUUGUUUUAUUAUUGUUUAAGGCUAAGGUAAUUGUGAUGAGGGCUGAAUUAUUGGUGUUGUCAUCAAGGCACAGGGUGACAUCAUCACUAAUAAUGAAGUCGGCUCAUCAAUGGACACAGGGCUUUAAAAGGAACUCACCCUGUGAACUGUGAACCAGCUCUGAUGUGAACUGAUAGGCUGAUGCACAAACUCCUGCAAUCUGUAGGCUAUACCAGCAUGGUUAAUAAAAUGGUUUCCAUUCAUCUUGGAUUUUUGGAGAAAACAGUUGUACUUUUCUCCAUCUGCAUAUUUUUCUAUUCAACACAUGCAGAUAGCAAGCCACUGGGCAAAAGGGCUAUCAAUGAAGUGCAGCUUAUGCACAACCUCGGGGCACAUAAACAUGUGGAACUGAGACAAGACUGGCUUCAGAUGAAACUGCGGGAAAUCCACACGGCUUCAGAGAAGAAAAACGAAGACAAAACAGGACUUCUUCCAGAUAUUCUUCCCAAACUGGCGGAUUUAAAUCAAAUGGAAGAUGAAGAUAUCAUUGUAGUUUUGGAAAAACUUAUGAACCCAUCGUAAAAAGAGAUUUUUUUUUUUUUAAUGUUAUUUACUUCUCAGGGACCGAAGUCAAUCCAUUCUGUUCAGCCUUAAUAAUUAUAUAUUAACAAUAUAUUUUUAUUAACAAUGUUCUAUACAGAAUUUAUUUAUAUUUUUAUGUAGUUUCCAUCAUUUUUAGCGGCUAAGCCAUAACAGCUCAAAGGCAAAGCUCUUCUAUGUAUUUAUUCAUUAUUUGAUCGUAACAUAGGCUAGAUCUAUUAACUGAACCCAGAAAAAAGUAAAGGCAGUCGGACCAAAUAUUUCUAAGUUUAAAAAAUAUUUUUUUCAAUGUUUUCUAUUUAUGUUGACAAUGUAAAAUAAACAUUUUAAAAAAUGUACUGUUGUGUUAAAUGUCUCACAUCGCGCACCUUACAUUUAAGGUUUACAUUUAUUUUUACUUCUGCUUUUUUCGUUUUUGUUGUAUUUCUGUUAUAAUAAUU